AUCAGCGACUAGUUAUACGGCCAUUUUAUAUAUCGAUACAUAUUUUGUCUGAAAUUCGAAAUUAAAGGAAUUUUGCUGUAUAUUUAUUUUUGCGAGUGCUGGUUCACCGUGGCCGCAGCAUAAGAAGAAAGGGCUUGAGAGUUUGAAAAUACUCUCAACGCCGUGGAUUUGAUAUCACAAAUAUAUAUGUUGGAACGAUGAUGUAACAAUGAUCAUAGUGCUUGCUAUCUAUUUCAUGGAUUACGGUGAUCAACAAGUCGUUUUACUCGAAACUCUCUAGUGGUCUGUUGUGUUCUGAGCCAGAGGUUUAUAGUAGACAUGAUGGCCGAACAACAAGUUGACGGACCUCCAAAUAAGAAGCAGAAAAUUGGUAGUACAAGUGCAUCGACGGACAGCGAAGAUGCUUUUAUUGAUGAGCUGCCUGACGAGUUGUUUGAACCCAAAAAUGGAGAGGCAGAGGAAAAUAAUAGCAAAACCAACGAAUUGCAACAGUUGUUGGAGAAUGAAACGCAAAAUAACAAUUUGUCAAGCAACAAGAUGCAUCCAACUGCAAACUCUGUUGCAAUUGUUGGGAAAGAUUUAUCAAAUCCAAAUAGUCCUUUGAUUAACAGUUGUUCAAAUUCAGUUCCUUCACCAAAUUUCAAUAAGACCACUGUUUCACCUUCACAAAUUACCACUAGUGCAACAAAGUCAUCAACUCCAAAUACUGUUCCCAAUAUGAUUGCGUCACCUGCCAUUAUGAAUUCACAGCAUCACCAAGGACCGAGUAAUCGUGCGAAAACUCCAAUCUCAAAUACUAUGAGUACUGUAACUCCCAUGACAAGUGUUCCUCAAAAUUUUCCAUUGCCUGGGUAUAAUGCAGCAUCAUCACCAGGACAUGUUAAUCCUGCAUUAUCAUCAAGAAUUAGAAGCAAUCUUGUUUCAAAUCAAAACUCUAGUUCAAUGAAUAAUUUUUCAAGGCAUAUGACUGUUGAUCAAACAAAUCACAUAAAUGCUUUAAAUUCAAUGUCUGUUAAUACCAUGGUCACUGUGAAAUCUGAACCUAAUUACAUGAUGGGACAACCUGGAUUACCUAUAAAUCAUACUGGAGUGACCGCAAACCAUGUUGGAAUGACUGGUAACCAAGCUGGAAUACCACUUAAUCAAGGAACAAUGCCAAUGAAUCAGGGCCCACUAUCUGUUAACCCACCUGGAAUGGCUAGUAACCAAGUUGGUGUGCCUGUUAAUCCAUCUGGAAUUCCAAUAAAUCAUUCUGGUAUACCUGUUAAUCAAAACAUAAUGCCUGCUGCACAAGGUGGUUUGCAAGUGAAUCAAGGUGGAAUUCCUUUAAACCAAGGGAGUAUGCAAUUAAAUCAUGCUAGAAUACCUGUUAAUCAAACUGGUGUUGCCAUUAACCAAAGCGGAUUGAGUUUAAAUCAUGGUGGUAUGGGCAUUAACCAAAAUGCAGUAUCAGUAAAUCAAGGUGGAUUGACUAUGAACCUUGGUGGAAUCACAUUGGGAGAGAUGAUGGGGGCGAAUCAAGGUCACAUGACGUCUGGUACAAUUCCCCUUCAACAACAAGCAUCUGGACAAAUGGGUCUGCCUGGAGAUUCAAUGGAAAAUCACUUGGGAAGUUACACGAAUCUUUCCAAUUUAGGAUCAUCAACGAGUCUCAAUGCAUUAAACAUAACAUCUCAUCUUGAUGGCACUAUUGCUAAAAUUGAACCUGGCAUUACUACUGUUACUGGAACGACAGGAACUGUCCCCUCACAAACACCAACAGCUGACCCUGAGAAGAGAAGAUUGAUUCAGCAACAACUUGUUCUUCUACUUCAUGCACACAAAUGUCAAAGACGAGAGCAAAAUAUUUCUAAUGGUGAAGUAAAGUCAUGUAAUCUACCUCAUUGCAGAACCAUGAAAAAUGUUUUGGCUCACAUGACUGUAUGUAAUGCAGGAAAAUCAUGUCAAGUUGCACAUUGUGCAUCAUCUCGGCAAAUAAUAUCCCACUGGAAAAACUGUAAAAGAAGCGACUGUCCUGUUUGUUUGCCAUUAAAGCAUGCCAAUGACAAACGACAGACACAAGCGGAUAAAACAAAAGAGUGGCAUGCACAAGUCACUGCUGAUUUGAGAAACCAUCUUGUUCAAAAACUUGUCACUGCAAUAUUUCCAACACCUGUAAAUGAUCCGAAAGCUCUCAAAGAUAGAAGGAUGGUUAAUCUUGUUGCAUAUGCACGAAAAGUCGGCGAUAUAUGUAAAACUGCCAGCAGUAGGGAGGAAUAUUAUCAUUUACUCGCGGAAAAAAUUUACAAGAUCCAAAAAGAACUUGAAGAGAAAAGACGUCGUCGUUCAGAAAUGAAUAACCAUAGUCUACCACAGCCUUCGUUACUUCCUGGUUCUACUGCACCUACAAUGCCUGUUUCGACGUUUGGAGAUAUGAAUGGAGAUAUAGGUAACAAUGCUGAAGUACAUUUAACGCAACCUGUUGGAGCAAUGAAUCGACAAACUCCUGUACCGAUGGCAGCUGGUAUGCCAUCUCAAACCUCACUGUCCAAUAACAUCUCGCACAAUGUGGGAUUACCAUAUCAUUCCUCAUCAAUGAAAACAUUGGUAAAUCAUCUAGCAAUAUUCCUCCUUCACCACGCAUGUCACCACAAUCGUCUACACCUCGUCAAUCGCCUUCUCCUGCACAUUCAAACGAAUCAUUCUCAAAUGCCAACAGCGCCUAUAUCUGCAAAACAAUCAUUUGAGUCAGCGGGUCAAACAACACCUGAUACCUCAAGUCAGCUUGCGCAAAUCCCCGAUACGAAACCAAACAUGACAGCCACGCCAAAAAUCGAAGACAUGAAACCUCCUUCAUGUUCUACAAGUUCAACACAUUCCUCUUUGAGUUCAACUGUUCGACAGCCAUUUCGUAGACAUUUUCUUCCUGAAGAACUUCGAAGAUAUCUUAUGCCUACGCUGGAAAAACUGUAUAAAAUGGAUCCUGAAGGUUUACCAUUUCGGCAACCUGUUGACCCAAAGAUGUUGGGAUGCAUGGAUUAUUUCGAUAUUGUAAAGAAGCCAAUGGAUCUGUCUACAAUCAAGAGGAAGUUAGACACUGGCCAAUAUAAAGAUCCUUGGGAGUUUUGUGAUGACGUGUGGCUGAUGUUUGAAAAUGCCUGGCUUUAUAAUCGUAAAACAUCCAAAGUUUACAAAUAUUGUUCAAAGUUGGCUGGUUUUGAGCUAGAAAUUGACGUUGUAAUGCAAAGUUAGGAUUUUGCUGCGGCCGUAAAAUAUGUAUUUCAUCCGCAAGUUUUAUGCUGUUUUGGAAAGCAUUUAUGUACAAUAUCUAGAGAUGCUCCUUAUUAUACUUAUCAAAACAGAUAUCAUUAUUGCGAAAGAUGUUUCAACGAACUGCCUGGUGAAGUGCAGUUAGGAGAAGAUCCAAUGAGUGCUGGUGGAUGUAUAAGGAAAGAAUGCUUUGAGCGAUUAACUAACAAUCAUUUGGAUCCCGAACCUUUUGUCGAAUGUAUUGAUUGCGGAAGGAAAAAUCAUAAGAUUUGUGUACUACAUCACGAGUCCAUUUGGUCAAAUGGGUUUCAGUGUAAACAGUGUCUUGAAAAGCGUGUCUUGUAAAAAGAAAAUAAAUAUAACGCAAAACGUCUCCAACAUACAAAGCUUGGUGAAGUUUUAGAAAAUCGAGUGAAUGAAUUUUUAAAGAGAAAUAAUUCCGGUGCUGGUGAAGUAACGAUACGCGUAGUCUCCAGUGUCGAUAAAAUUGUUGAGAUUAAACCAGGAAUGAAAUCAAGGUUUGACAGUUCUUGUCAAGACGGUUUUCCUUAUCGUGCCAAGGCUUUUGCCUUUGAAGAAAUCGGUGGUGUAGAUGUUUGUUUUUUUGGCAUGCAUGUUCAAGAAUAUGGUUCAAAUUGCCCCACACCAAACACGCGACGAGUUUACAUCUCUUACUUGGAUAGUGUUCAUUUCUUUCAUCCGCGACAUUUUCGAACGGCCGUUUACCAUGAGAUUCUUAUUGGAUACUUGGAGUAUACAAGGAAACUCAGGUAUGUCUGGGCUCAUAUAUGGGCUUGUCCACCAUGUGAAGGAGAUGAUUAUAUAUUUCAUUGUCAUCCACCUGAGCAGAAGAUUCCACGACACAAACGUCUUGUAGAUUGGUAUAAGAAAAUGUUAGAUAAAGCUGCAGCCGAAGGAAUUGUGGUGGAGUACAAGGAUAUUCUCAAGCAAGCGCUGGAUGAUAAUCUUGAGAAAGCAACAGAAUUGCCGUAUUUCGAUGGUGAUUUUUGGCCGAAUACUUUAGAAGAUAGUAUAAAAGAACUUGAUCAAGAGGAAGAAGAGAGAAAAGCGUCAGCUCUUGCUGAAGCGGCCGGUGAUAUGGUAAACAGUAAGGGUUGUAAGAACAAGGCGGGAAAGAGAAGUAACAAUAAGAAAGGAAGUAAAAAGAACAAUCAACGAAAGAAUACAAAAAAAGCAAAUGGUCAAGGUCUUAAUGUUUGUGAUUUAUCUCAAAGACUCUAUAACACCAUGGAAAAACACAAAGAGGUCUUUUUCGUGAUAAGGAUGUAUGAAGAUGAUGAAAUACAAUCCUUGACGACAGAAACAGGGGAUCCAGAUCCGUCAAUGUCAUGCGAUCUUAUGGAUGGCCGUGAUGCGUUUUUGACACUGGCACGAGAUAAACAUUGGGAAUUCUCAUCAUUGCGUCGUGCUAAAUAUUCCACAAUGUGCAUGUUAUUUGAUUUACACAAUCAAGGACAAGAUCGUUUUGUUUAUUCAUGUAAUCUUUGUAAGAGACAUGUUGAAACAAGGUACCACUGUAGUGAAUGUGAGGACUUUGACCUGUGUGUACCAUGUUAUAACGAAAAAGGACACGAACAUAACAUGGAGAAACUUGGUUUUGACUUGGAUGUUGAACAACAAACACCGACGAAAAACCAAUCUGCACAACCAAACAAUUCUCAAGAACAGCGUCGUUUAUCAAUUCAACGUUGCAUUGAUUCACUCGUUCACGCCACCAACUGCACCAAUGUUAACUGCAAGGUACCAAGUUGUCUGAAAAUGAAAAGAGUUGUAGAGCACACGAAAAAUUGCAAAAAGAAGGGUAAUAAUGGCUGCCCCAUUUGCAAACAACUUAUUGCUUUGUGUUGUUAUCACGCCAAACAUUGUCGUGAACAAGAAUGUGGAGUUCCUUACUGUCGUCAUAUAAAGACGAAAUUCCGACAACAACAAGCUCAGCAACAGUUUCAUCAAGCUCAUUUGAUGCGUCGUCGAAUGGCUGUCAUGCGCAGUAUGCAACAACCUCAACAACAGCAACUCACGUCUAAUUCCAGUAACAUGGUCAAUCAAGGCAUAACUCAUCCUUCGUCUUUAACUGCUCGUCCACCUAGUUAUGUCCAACCUCAAAUAACUCAAACAUCUGCUCCUCCACCCCCUGCUGCUGUAGAAGUUGCACGAGCCAUAUGCCGUGAGGCAAAUACAGGAAGACAAUAUUUACCAAUGCCUGUAAGCAGACCCAAUAUGCCUACAGGACCAGUUAAUACUCCUAUAAACAAUGCAAUGAAUGGUCCAAUGAGUAGUAAUCAAAUGCGACCUACCAUGAACAUGAAUCUUGUUAAGGGACAGACAAACGUUCAACGGCAAAUUCAACCUACGCAAUCAACGAUGCAAAACUGGUACAACGGAAAUAAUCAAAUUCAGCAGCCUCAUGUACCACAGCAGCCACCAAUGUAUCCCACAAAUCAACCAAGACCGCAACGUCAACCACGACCUAUUUUGCAAGAGCAGAUGGCGAGGAUUGUAAAUAUCAUAAAAAAUAAUCAAGGUCAACAAACUGCUGAGUGUCUUCAAAUGAUGAGAGAGAAUCCACAACUUAUGGCGAUGUUUCUACGGUUAAGACAGCAGCAACAUCAGCAACAACAACAACAACAACAACAACGUCAAGUUCAACAGCAACAACAGUUGCAGCAAAUGAUUCAAAACCAAUCCGUUUCUCAACCAAUGAUGCCGCAACAGUGGUCUAGAAUGAGAUUGACACCUCAGCAACAGCAAGCGCAACUUCAACAUCAGGCACAACAACUUGCUCAACAACAAGCAAAGAACAACAGCAGCAGCUUCAUCAACAACCGUUGUCAGCCACGCCCAACCUCCAUCAAGGUGAAUGUACAUGGAAUGUCAAAUAUGAAUCCAAACAUGAGUAUUAACAACAUGUCACAAGUCCAGUCAAUGCAAGGAAUGCAACAUAAUGUUUCCAACAUGUCUAAUUUACAAAAUGUUCAAAACAUUGUGGGUAGCACAAACGGACUUCAAGGCAUUUCACAACAACAAGUAGCUCAACAAAACAUUUACAACCAGCUGCAGCAAUCUCCGUUUGUAACAAAUCAACGUCGAUUGAAUACUGCCCAACAAGAACAUCAUUAUAAUAAUAUGAUGCAACAGCAUCCAUUGUCUAGUGGGCAAUUGUUACAACAGUCAACUCAGCAACAUUUUGCAAAUAAGUCGUCAUUACAACAACGAUUAAUGCCUCAACAAAACACCCCAUCUCAACCUGGAACGACGUUACUUCCAAAUCAAUCACCACGCUCGGUUAUGUCACCUUCAACUCCACCUAUUCUACCUUCAUCAUCAUCUCCUAGGCAACAGACGAUGUCACCAUCUCCAAGACAAUCUGUAAUGUCACCUCAUACUCAAACUACAAUCGCUUCACCUCGUACAAUCGCAUCGCCACAUCCAUCGUCAAACACACUAGAUACCACUGACUUGACAGACCCAUCUUUGUUUGGAUCGAACAGAAGAAUUCAACCGUUAGCCCCACUUGCCUCGCCUGACCUGAAUCAAGAAGACAACGAUGCACUUGGGCCAUUAACACCUUCUGACCAGCUGUCUAGAUAUGUAGACAAUUUAUAGUAUUUCUUUUUCAUAAAGAUUGUUUAUACUUAGAAUAUCAUAUUAGAGCCUCCUCUAUUUUAACAAUGCGUCUUUGAAGAAGAACGACAAUGAAAUUUUCUAAACGUAAUGAUAUUUGUAUACAGCCUUAAUAAAUAAUUAAUGAUAACAUAUUGUAGUUUUAGUGAGAGAAUUGCCCCCAUUCACAUGAAAUAUUUGUACAAAAACGUCUUAUUUGAAAGUAUAUUAUAUAUUUGUGAGUGUGUGUAUUUUGAAAUAGGAUGAGGUAGCUGUAAUAUGUAUCUCUAACAGAGAGAUUAAAAUAAGCUAUUUACAUUGA
Xenia sp. Carnegie-2017 is the source of this 7192-nucleotide messenger RNA. Its product is annotated as CREB-binding protein-like. The record is from RefSeq and is a predicted model, not a curated record. Gene Ontology annotation, molecular function: transcription coactivator activity; zinc ion binding; chromatin DNA binding. Lineage: Eukaryota; Metazoa; Cnidaria; Anthozoa; Malacalcyonacea; Xeniidae. Gene Ontology annotation, biological process: positive regulation of transcription by RNA polymerase II. Gene Ontology annotation, cellular component: histone acetyltransferase complex; transcription regulator complex.